UAUUAAGCAACCAAGGCAUUGAUCAUUAGAGGAGAAAAGAAAGCAAUGUUUGAAUGUGUUCAAACCAUCAUCUUUUUUGGAGUUUUCUUUGCAUAUUUGAUUCAAUUUUCUUCUGCUUCUGUUGUUUCAAUUGGGGACUAUAAUAAGGAUUUCUUUGUUACGUGGUCUCCUUCCCAUGUGAACACUUCCGUCGAUGGUCGAGCAAGAAACUUGAAGCUCGAUAAUGAUUCAGGAGCUGGUUUUGCAUCAAAUGAGAUGUUCUUAUUUGGUCAAAUGGACAUGAAGAUCAAGCUAGUUCCAGGCGAUUCUGCUGGCAUAGUUGUGGCCUAUUAUCUGACGUCCGAUCAACCGAACCACGACGAAAUCGACUUCGAGUUCCUUGGCAAUGUGGAAGGGCAACCCAUUAUUCUUCAAACUAAUGUCUUUGCUGAUGGGUUCGAUGAUAGGGAAGAAAGGAUUAACUUGUGGUUUGAUCCAACAAAAGACUUCCAUACAUACUCAAUUCUGUGGAACAUUUACCAAAUUGUGUUCAUGGUGGAUUGGGUGCCAAUCAGGGUAUACAGAAACCAUGCAGACAAGGGGGUGGGGUACCCAAGGUGGCAACCAAUGAGCCUAAAAGUGAGCCUAUGGGACGGUAGCAGCUGGGCAACAGGGGGUGGAAAGGACAAAAUUGAUUGGUCAAAAGGGCCUUUUAUUGCUUCUUUUGGGGACUAUAAGCUUGAUGCUUGUACUUGGAGAGGGAAUGCAAGGUUUUGCAGAGAAAUUUCAAGCAAAAAUUGGUGGAAUUUGCCCAAAUACAGCACUUUAUCAUCUUCUCAAAGAAGGCUCUUCAAAUGGGUCAGAAAGAACCAUUUGGUUUAUGAUUAUUGCCAAGACAAUUUGAGGUUCCAUGGCCAACUUCCUAAGGAAUGUUCUCUUCCCAAAUACUAAAUCAACCAAACCCCAUACCGUUCUUCGUUUUUGAUUCCCUUUGUUCGUUUUUGUUAUUUUUCAUAUGGUAAUAUAUAUCUCUAUCGAUGCUUGAUGUAUAAAUAUACUUGUGUUUUUUGUUC
Cucurbita pepo subsp. pepo (vegetable marrow) is the source of this 1052-nucleotide messenger RNA. It is a transcript of the gene XTH10, whose product is annotated as xyloglucan endotransglucosylase/hydrolase 10. Gene Ontology annotation, molecular function: hydrolase activity, hydrolyzing O-glycosyl compounds; xyloglucan:xyloglucosyl transferase activity. NCBI's taxonomy places the organism in Eukaryota, Viridiplantae, Streptophyta, Magnoliopsida, Cucurbitales, Cucurbitaceae. The record is from RefSeq and is a predicted model, not a curated record. Gene Ontology annotation, biological process: xyloglucan metabolic process; cell wall biogenesis. Gene Ontology annotation, cellular component: cell wall; apoplast.